Messenger RNA from Oncorhynchus kisutch (coho salmon), 1715 nucleotides. It is a transcript of the gene fbxo25, whose product is annotated as F-box protein 25. The record is from RefSeq and is a predicted model, not a curated record. Gene Ontology annotation, cellular component: nucleus; cytoplasm; SCF ubiquitin ligase complex. NCBI's taxonomy places the organism in Eukaryota, Metazoa, Chordata, Actinopteri, Salmoniformes, Salmonidae. The coding region runs from base 195 to 1265 and encodes 356 amino acids. Gene Ontology annotation, biological process: protein ubiquitination. The transcript is spliced from 10 exons. Gene Ontology annotation, molecular function: protein binding.
UGUCACAUUCUAUUGUACGAUAUGUUUACUUCCGUCAAUAUUUCCAGAGCAAAGCUGCGUUUCUCAAUUCAACAACCUAAUCGCUCUCUAACGAUUUAUUUUAACCGUGGCAAUACAACAAUACACACACAGGUUCAGUAACUAACUAGCAGCUAGCUACACAAACAUCUCCUUGCACAUUCCCCGGGUGAAGGAUGCCUUUCUUGGGCCAGGACUGGAGGUCGCCAGGAUGGAGCUGGAUCAAGACCGAGGAUGGCUGGAAGAGGAUCGAGUUCUAUGGAAAUGAAUUGAGGGACAACAACAACGGAAUAGACUUGGAAGAGCUCUGCGAUGAAAACAAAGAGAAUCUGUUUACUGGAAAUGUGUGCGAGGUAGUUGCCAAAAAGAGGAAAAAAGACUUCUACAAUAACAACACCAAAUCACAGUUUGUUUACCAGGAGAAGUGGAUCUAUGUUCAGAAGGAGAGCACAAGAGAGAGACAUGGAUACUGCACUCUAGGGGAAGCCUUCAACCGUCUAGAUUUUUCCAGUGCCACUCAGGACAUCCAGAGAUUUACCUAUGUGGCAAAACUCCUCCAGCUCAUAGCCAGGUCUCAGCUGCCGUCCCUCAGUGGAGCAGCUCAGAAGAACUACUUCAACGUGCUGGAGAAGAUCGUACGGAAGGUUCUGGAGGACCAUCAUAACCCUCGCCUUAUCAAGGAGCUGCUGCAGGACCUGAGCUCCACCCUGUGCAUCCUGACCCGAGGCAUGGGCAAGUCUGUCCUGGUGGGCAACAUCAACAUCUGGGUCUGCAGGCUGGAGACCAUCCUCAACUGGCAGCUGCAGCUCAACAACCUGCAGAUACCCAAGCAAAUGUCCAAUGGGAUGACGCUGCGUGACCUGCCGCUAGACAUGCAGAACAACAUCCUGUACAAGUUCUCCGACGCCUGUGACAUCAUCAACCUGGGACAGGCCACGCCCACUCUUCACAUGCUCAGUGAGGACCGGCACCUGUGGAAGAAGCUGUGCCAGUUUCACUUUGCAGAGAAACAGUUCUGCAGGCAUCUGAUCUUGUCAGAGAGGGGCCAUGUGGACUGGAAGGUCAUGUACUACACCCUACAGAAAUACUACCCCAAGAGAGAGCAGUACGGAGACACACUGCACUUCUGCAGACACUGUAGCAUCCUCUUCUGGAAGGAAUCUGGACAUCCUUGUACAGCCAACGAUCCCAACAACUGCCUCGUGCCUGUUUCACCUCAGCACUUCAUAGACCUCUUCAAAUUCUAGACCUCCUUUUGAUACUCCAGACCAGGAGAGGGGUGACUUACCCCCUCCUCGCCUUGCCUCUCCUCUCCGUAUAUAGUGUGUGUAAAAACAAAGGGCUCAGAGGAGGAAGACAUUUUGUUGUUUCAUAUUUUUCUGCAUAUUUUUGACUCUGACUGAAAACAACAGAGAGGAGAUAUGUUUUUGUGUGUGAGGCAUGGAUGGCAUUAAAGAGAACUGCAGAGCUCAUUAUUGACACCUUGUUGGGAAAUAACAACUGAUUAUUCCAUGUGAUGGCUUGGUGGCCAUUUUGCCUACCGUUUUUUUUUUCCUUCUUGGUAACAGAAUGUAUGUCCAAUGUAGAUGUAGGUCUCUGUUUAUGUACAGUAUAUCUCCUCCUGUGUAUUUUCGCCCUGCAUAUUUGAGGCGUCAACACUAAAAAUAAAUGUACAUGUUUGCUGUAACAAUUACUUU